CAUAAAACCCACAGAAGAAGAAGAGGAGUGGCACGCACGAUUGAGUGGAGGGGCCCGUUUUAAAGGGAAACCAAUGUUGAGGUUAUACUAACAGGGUGAUUUUGACAGAGCGUUGGUCCAGUAAUCGAAAGGUCACUGGUUCGAAUCCCUGAGCCGACUAGGUGAACAAUCUGUUGUGUUCUCGAGCAAGCCACUUAACCUUAAUUGCUCCUACAGCUGCUGGUUGCAGGCAUCGAGCGGCAUAACACAAGCAGUGUGCCAUCCCCCCGUCCUCCUCUCAUGCCCCCCCCCCCAUGUCUGUCCUCCCUGCCUGUUAGUGUCCCCACCUUGUCCCCUCAUUGUCUGCCUUGUCCAGCCUGAAGCCCUCCUCUACCUCAUGCUUUGAACAAAGACAGCACACUGCGAGUCCAAUGACUGCCUGGAUCGUCUUGCCUGUCAGCCUCUCUGCCUUCUCCAUCACAGGAAUAUGGAUAGUCUACGCCAUGGCUGUGAUGAAUCAUCACGUUUGUCCUGUGGAGAACUGGUCCUACAAUGUGACAUGUACAGAGGAGAUGGCCAGGCCAGGCUUCCCUAAGACGUGUUGCACCAUACAGGACAUCCCACUAAUCAGUAAAUGUGGCUCCUUCCCCCCUGAGAGCUGUCUGUUCAGUCUGAUCGGGAACGUCGGAGGCUUCAUGGUGGUGAUGGUGUGCCUUCUGCGCUAUGCCCAGGUGAUUGAGCACAGCCACGCUUGCUGGAUUAACACCAACGCCCUGUUGUCUGGCUGCACCAACGCUGUAGGACUGGUCAUGGUGGGAAACUUCCAGGUUGACCAUGCCAAGUCUCUGCACUACGUUGGCGCGGGCGUGGCAUUCCCUGCGGGUCUGCUCUUCGUGUGCCUGCAGUGUGUUCUCACCUACCGGAUGGCCAUUACCGCCCUCGACUACUGGAUGGCACACGUCCGCGUGGCGCUGGCCGCAGGAGCCCUGGUCUCACUUGUCCUUAGUGGUAUCUUCUUCAUCCACGAGAGCUUUGUUCUCCAGCACGCAGCAGCCAUCUGCGAGUGGGUCUUUACCGUGGACAUCCUUGUCUUCUACGGCACCUUCACCUACGAGUUUGGCACAGUCACCAACGACACCAUGAUGGUUGGCCUGCAGCAGACCCACCACCACUCGGGGGUCAUGAUGGGCGGCACAGCCGGGGCCAUGUCGCUGAGCAUGGGAGCCAAGGGCCUAAAGUCCCCUGGAGGAAGCAGCACAUCCACCCAUCUCAACUGCACCCCAGAGAGCAUAGCCAUGUUGUAGCUCUGCUGGGGUCAAGGAGAUCACCACACAGGCAGCAGGGGUCAAUGAUGGCACUGGCCAGCCAGAGGGAGGAGACAAGACAUUGAAAAUCACAAGAUAUGAUUGACACACCGGGUCGGUAUUGCUGUAUUGGGUUUUUGUGUUUUAAUAAGCCAUCCGCUUCUCCACUACGGUCGAAUUUCCUUCACUUCACACUUACACAAAGAAUAAAUAUCUGGGAUGAUGAGGGGUGAUGAUACUGUGACUGUUUCCAAGAUGGCUACUGGCCUCUGCACACUGUCAUGAUACCGUCUUUCUUAAAGAUCAGUGUUUGAACGGUCACUGAGGCUUUUGCCAGUGUUCAUCCUUGUCAUGUUGGGAUGACAGACACAAAAUAAGGUUUAUUUUAUAUGCCAACUUUUAGUUUUUUUUUUCUGCCACAUUUUACAGACUUCCUCUACCUGGCCAUGGCUUGUGGUGGGGCCCGGUCUCUCAUGCCAUUCAACUCUGCACGCUACAAUUUGAAUGAGAGAGUAGAGUGCGUCUUUGGAUUGAUCAGACUGAGUUUUUUUCUUUUGUCUACUCUGCCAAUGUUAAAGCAUCGUAAUAGAAAAUAUUGAAUGUUUGAGAAGUGGAACUAUAGAUUGUAUACCGUUAUGUACAUGACAGUUCAGCCUGGCCUCAGAGCAAUAUGAAAUGUACUAAACGUAUUUCUGAGCACCUUCAAGAUGUAUGAUGCCUACUAAUGGUUUAGUUACUUGACACACACUAAAGUAGGGAGGUUGGUCGAAGAGGAUGGUUGGGCGUAACCCACGACAGACUAGCAAGCCAAAGGUUGCAUGUUUUAGAAACGUCAGGGACAACUAUAGCAUUUUAGCUAACCCUGAUUGUAAAUGUAACCAAAUCCACCUAACCUUUGUCAUUCGUUCCCCUAACUGCCAAUGUUAAUUUUCCUUUGUUAUGGUGCAACAAGCAACCUGGUCUCAAAUAAAGAUGUGCAAUACUAUA
Molecule: messenger RNA, 2270 nt
Organism: Salmo salar (Atlantic salmon)
Lineage: Eukaryota; Metazoa; Chordata; Actinopteri; Salmoniformes; Salmonidae
Product: transmembrane protein 150A
Biological process (GO): protein localization to plasma membrane
Cellular component (GO): plasma membrane
Source: RefSeq, a predicted model, not a curated record